AUGUCAUCUGGAGAUAUGUUUGAUCCCUACAGCGCACCUACUGCUCCUUCGAGCAAGAAGAAGGAGAGCAAGCGACAUCGUGGAGAGAGCAGCAAGGCUCCUUCAACUAAAAAGGUCUGGACUGGGGAUCCUCCAGCAGUCAUUCUCUCAAGAGAAACAAUGCCCCCACCAUCUCCACUCGAUGAAACGUCUCCCCCCGCACCGACUGAACAGAAUCCUACUCCACCAGAACCUGCCGACCUAACACCUCACGAUCAACCUGGAGAUGUCCAAACAAGCACCGUGGGAAUGCUGAAUAUGACUGUCGGCUGGUGUCGCACGGGGGCCUUGAUUACUAAGUCCAAAGAAUCUGACGCCAAGCACACUGAGGAGGUCAAGGUGCUCGAGGGGAAAAAUACUGAACUGCUCGAGCAGAACUCCAAGUUGGCCCAAGAGCUUCAACAGUUUCAGGCUGCCCUGACCAAAGCCAAUGAAGACAAAGAGAAGUUUAGGGAGUGUGUUAAACUUAACUUUCAGGAGGCCAAACAGCUUGAGGCUGAGUUGAUUGCAAGUAGAAAGGAGACUGAGGAGCUGGAGGGGUGUGUCAAGGAGCUCGAGGAGACUAAUGCCAGCAACUUGGAGAGCACUGCGAGCAGUGCUUCAUACUCUGCUUCGUUGUUGGACAUCGUGAAAUCGAAUCUGAUUGCGCAUUGGAAUGAUGCCCUUCAAGCGUCAAAAUCACUCCGGCUUCAGCGUGGUGUUCAUUAG
Molecule: messenger RNA, 747 nt
Organism: Humulus lupulus (European hop)
Lineage: Eukaryota; Viridiplantae; Streptophyta; Magnoliopsida; Rosales; Cannabaceae
Exons: 3
Coding region: 1-747 (248 amino acids)
Source: RefSeq, a predicted model, not a curated record